Molecule: messenger RNA, 5514 nt
Organism: Cydia fagiglandana
Lineage: Eukaryota; Metazoa; Arthropoda; Insecta; Lepidoptera; Tortricidae
Product: zinc finger protein ztf-16
Exons: 7
Coding region: 318-1757 (479 amino acids)
Biological process (GO): regulation of transcription by RNA polymerase II
Molecular function (GO): DNA-binding transcription factor activity; RNA polymerase II cis-regulatory region sequence-specific DNA binding
Source: RefSeq, a predicted model, not a curated record
UAAUUUUUUUUCUGUUCGAAUCAUGAUCAAAAUGGGAUUGCUGUAGAUAAAAUACCAUUAUUUAAUUUAGGAAAUCAAAGCUAUUAAUGGCGUUAAUAUAGUUUAAAGAUGUCCAAUCAGUGCAAGUUAAUAGUGGGGAUCGACUUAUUUGUGCAUUUACAGUUAUACGCGUAACACGAAUUUGUGCAUCGAGUUCUGAGCAUCGAAUUAGGCCACAUAGCGAUCUCUCCCUAAAAUACCGCUGGUUGUCGACGUAUCAAGUUAAACUGAGUGUGGCGGGAGAGUGAUGUCCAGAAAGGCCGCGAGCUGGUAAUGUGAUGUCAUCAAAAGGGGAAACAGAGGCCGAUUCAGGCACCGUGUCGCCGAACCUGCCUGCAGUCAAAAAUGAACCGGCAACCACAGCUAGUAAAGAAGAAACACCUAAACGAGGCAGCACGCUGCUAAAAUGCACAACUUGCAACACAUUUAGCACCCUAAGCAGCCGCGCGCUGACCACGCACAUGGCGCAGUGUUCGCCCGACAACAACAAUGUGGCGGCCGCGCAGGCGGACGCCCGCCCUCACAGGAAGCUCUUCGAGUGCGACGUCUGCAACAUGAAGUUCUCCAACGGCGCCAACAUGCGCCGCCACAAGAUGCGCCACACCGGCGUCAAACCUUACGAAUGCAGAGUCUGCCAAAAGAGAUUCUUCCGCAAGGACCAUCUAGCGGAACACUUCACAACCCACACAAAGAGCUUGCCGUACCAUUGCCCGAUAUGCAACCGAGGGUUCCAGCGCCAGAUCGCCAUGCGCGCGCAUUUUCAGAACGAGCAUGUUGGCCAGCACGACCUUGUCAAAACUUGCCCCCUCUGCAGCUACCGUGCCCCCACCAUGAAGAGCCUCCGAGUUCAUUUCUUUAACAGACACGGCAUCGACCUAGACAACCCAGGAACCGGCAACAACUCUGUUUCCCUGCUAGCAGCCGGCAUAGCCAACGCCGCGUAUGCCGACGGCUCAAUGGACGCGAGCGCCAUCAACGCCCUGGGUGCUCUAGGCUCCGGGCUGUCCGUGUCCGUGGCAGCCGCAUACUCUGACAGCGGCGACAGUAACGGCGCUCGCUCCGUCGACAACGCUACACCGCCCAUGCACUAUCUGACCCCGCACGUGGAGAUAUCUAUGGCCGACAACAACGAGACGUUCUCUCCGGGACAGUCUAACCAUCUAAAUAAUUCCGAUUCGCGCAUGAACGGCGAGGGUGGCAGCUCGCCGCAGUCGGGCGACAGCGCGGGCGCCGUUGCCAGCUCGUCGCUCGCGCAGCUCCCCGCGGGCAUCACGCCCUCCAUCACGCUCAUUCCCAUCAAACAGGAGCCGAAUGCGGAGGAGUCGGGCGGCGGCGAGUCGCAGGGCGAGGCGAACGGCGACAAGCGCGGCGUGUCGUCCAGCCUGUCGUCGCUCAUCAAGGUGUCGCCGCUCAAGAGCCUGCUGCGCGAGGACCUGCGCCGCCGCAUCAGCGCCCGAGGCCGCGCUCGAGGCUCCAACAGCUCCCGCGCGUCGCCGUCGGAGGGCGGCGUGAUCACGUCGACGCACGGCGACGCCGCGCUGGCGCCCGCCUCGCUCAUGUGCUCGUUCUGCUCCAUCACCUUCCCCGACUCCACGCUCUACUUCCUGCACAAGGGCUGCCACUGCGACUCCAACCCCUGGAAGUGCAACAUCUGCGGCGAGCAGUGCUGCAACGUCUACGAGUUCAACUCCCACCUGCUCAGCAAAAGUCACCAAUGACUGUUUGCAGGGGGGCCGUUCCGAUAAUAAUGACUUUGUGUUUCGUGAUGCACUUGCGCGGUGUGUGCAUAGUACGAGCGCUUCGGAGCUUCACUGUCGUCUUCGAUUACGCGAUUCUGUUCUCAAUCUACUGUGUCGGGCGCUGCAGGGCUUCGAACUCGCUAUGCGCUGAACGUCCCCCCGAAGAUAUCAUUUUAAAAGUGCAAAUUAUGUCGAGUUAUAUUUUUAGCGGUUAUAAUUGUUAUGUUAAAAUGUGUGAAGAUAUUUAUGCGGAUAUUUUAGUACUUAAAAGGGUUUAUAAAAGGGUAAUAUUAAAUUAUAAUUGUGACGGGGUCAGAUAGAUUUGGGGUACAAGCUAGUAACUAAAUUGAAAGCUGAAAGUGGUACCACUCGGUAAUGACAAAUAUUACAUUCCAAAACGUGACGUAGCAUUCCAUGAUGAGAGAUUCGAGUCUUUGGUGGGGAAUAUUAUUGUAGUAACUAAAAGUAUCUUCUCUAUCCAUUUUAAAAUAAUCACGAAAACUAAUGUAGUGUGUUGCUGCACCUUACAUCACAAAGAUAUCGCAACUCGCGUAUUCAAUGUUAGAAACAUUGUAUGUGUAAGUAUACUAAAUGGAUAGUAAAGGGACACUUGUAUUGGUUUACCAUUCUACUUUUCAGUACUUAAUUGUACUACGACUAUAUCUAAUCUAAAUUUUAAAAGUAUUUUUGGUGCGAUAGUGAAUUUUACAAAUGUUUUAAAUUAUGGUGGAAAUUGUACAAAUUAAUAUAUUUUUACAUUUCACUGUUGAGAAGAGAGGGCCUAGCCUGUAUUUCCGUGAUUAUUUACUUAUUGUGAUUGUGUACAGACAGGAAUUAUAAAUUCUACAUUCCAUUUUUUAUGUUAUUAAUUGUUUCUUAAUAUGCAUGUAAUGCAAGUCCACGACUAAUAUUUAAUGUACAAGUUAUAUUUUGUUGUUAUUAUUUAUUUUUCUAAAAAUACGUCUUUUCCUUAAUUGCUACUUAUGUUUUAUUGUUUUUAAAUAGUGGUGCGUUAUUAAUUAUGGUCAUAUGUACUUAUUUCAUUCUCAAUCUAUACAAUGUUCCUUUCGUCAGUUCAGUUGUAUGAUAUUAUCGUUAGUUGAAUUGUUUGAAAUUGAAAACGAAAAUUAUUGAAGGCACACUUGCUCAAUAUAGCUUAAGUGUGGGGCAUGGCAACGUCGCACAAAAGCAUUAUAAUAAAAUUUCUUUUUAAAUUAAUUGGAGUAGUGUAGUUUUAUAGAACACUUUCAUGCAUGCUUAUGGAAGUUUAAAAUCGAAUCGUUCAAUUCGAAGGUACUUAAUUUUAUUUAAUAUCAAGGUUUAGAAAAGCCCCAUUAGAUUUAGCGAAACUGACCCGUAUCAUAUAAUUGUGCUAUCCGAAAGAUUUUAUUAUGUUUUGCGUUCUAAAUGCAAAGCCGUCGUUUUCCAGCUAAGAGAACGCUUACGGUCCAUGUCCGAUCAGUAUCCGCAAAACCCUCGGAACUAAUAUCGCCUGGGCCGUGUUGCAUAAUAAUUAAUAAAUUACAACUAAUAUUAUAAGCGGAACUCCUUUUCUAACUUAACUUAUUAGAAAAGGAGUUCCGCUUGUAAUAUUAGUUGUAGUUUGUAGUUUAUUAUGCAAUACGGCCCUGGUCGUAUUUGUUUUUGCGUCCCGGAUCCGGAUUGGAUGCGGUAAGUUAGCGUUCUAAAACAGAAGUGCUCAACCUAAUGGCAAACGAUAUUGAUCUCUUUUAUUUUGAAGAGUUAAAUUUCUAUAUUGACUUUCAAUUUAUCAUUUAGGUAAAUAAAAUAUAUUUCAUUUGUGUGCUUAUAGAGACAUAUUGGUUUAAUGAUACAUUUUAAAAUGCUAUAGGUUAAUGAAAUUAAUUUUGUAAUGUAGCUGUUAAUUAUGUUUUAGUACAUUUUUCGUGUUUAACGUAAUUGGUCAGUCCGUUCCAUUUUUAUUAAAGUAACCUGAGAUUUACAUUCCUGUAGCUCUUAAGUACUUACUUUCGGUUGUGGUCUUGCCUGUUAAGUUUACGAAAUUACUUAGAUGGAACUGAAAUUAUGUUUUACCAACGAAGUUAUAUACUUGUUUUGUUAUGUGGUCAUCGCGUGUAUAAAGUAGGCCGGCGCGGGACCGUCCGUGAGUUACCUGAAACGAGCAACAUAUUUAUUUAUAGAGGUUCAUAUAUUAUGCUGUUUCAUUGUUGGUUUUGCAACUUGAUUGUUUACUUUUAUUUGGUCCCGCCGCCGCGCCACGGUUAGUUAAGGUAGAGUUUAAGAGCUAUUAAUAUUAUUAACCGGUCACCCCACUGGGCGCCUUUACUUAAUCCGUCCAUAUCUAAUGAUAGAUAUUGCCUUUAAUAUUUAAUAAAAAAUAAUAUAUUUUGUAGAUUUUAGAUAUGACUAGGGAGAGAUGUUAAUUAUAAAAUGGUUAAAUAAUUGCAGAGAUUUAAUUAUGUAGUAAUAAUUUAUUUAACAUUUAACGUAAAUCUCUGCAUUGCUAAAAAGUUAGUAAUUGUGAUGUCAACCAGUAAUGUAAUGAGUAAUGACAUUUUAUUUACUUCUGAUUAAAAAAAAUUAUGACAUGAUUUUAUUCCAUCCCUCACUUAUAUAGAAACUGUCCAGGUUUUGAAGGAAUUAUAAUAUACAUAAAUAGGUAUUAUUAGAGAAAUCGGUAUCCAGCCACCGAUACGUUAUUGAAGGUUUAUUUAUUGAUUGCUGUUGACAUAUUUACAUUGUUUAUCGACUCGCAGAUUUGUAAAUCGCGUUAAUUUCAUCACGAGAAAAAUGUUUAACGUUAAAAUUCUAAUAUAUAUACUUUAUUUUUGUGGACUAGUUAUAUAGUAAGUACAAAAUAAGUAUUGGAAGUUGUGUUAUGCCACAGCCAAUUGUUAUUUGUGAAAUACGUGAAACAGUAUUUUAAUUAAAAUUUCUAAAUUAAAAAACUGUAGAAAGUUGGCAAAGGGAUACGUUUUAGAAUUACACAAAGCAAAAUAAUUAUUUCUUCAUAAUGCUGCAUCUAUAGAAUUCUAUAGAUCAUUUUAUAUUUUAUACUACUAAGCACUCAGUCCAAGUCAACAACAAGCCUUUAGUAUAGCGACCCUCAUCUUAAUACCAAAACACAGCUUACCAACAUUAUAUAUUUUUUAAGUUGUUUUAUAUAUGUACUUAAGGGUAGAUAAAUAUAAAUAAUGUGGUUAAAAGCAAUUGCUUGUAAUUUUAAACAGUUGAAAGCGUCGUUAAUAUUUUGCUGUUACAUUUAUUGUGUUGUCAAUUGAAAUGAAAAUAAUAUUUAUUAAUAUUAAAAGGGAUACUAUUUUAUGAAAAACCAGUUUGUAAUUAUGAGUGAUAGUUACUAUAUCAAGUUUUAGCAGAUUGUGCCUUAGAUCAAUACUUUAAUAUUUUAAAAAUACAUAUUUAAAGAGACAUUUUUUGGAAAUUGUUUAAUAUAUCUCAUAUCUAGAUGUGUGUAUUUUAAAAUAAAAUAUUGUCACAUUAGAGUUAUAUAUUUAUACACAAACUAGGAAAUCAAUGACCUGUUAAUUAUUUAUGUAUAAGACAAUGUACGCAAUAUGGCUGUUGCUUGUUUUUAUGAAAAGUUUAUUUUGCAGUUAGGAAAUAUAAUUUUCUCUUAUCGUCCUGUAACGGUAAAUUAAGAUUAUAAAGGAUUGGUACUUAUUACCAUAAUCUAGUUCUAUUUAUUUACGUUUAAUUUGGUAAAGGGUCUAAUAAAAUAUUAAUAAAUUAUGAA